AGUACCUGCACAAUUUAGUUUCGAUAAUAGUUUAAUCUCAAUGAGACACAAAGUUUCAUAAUUUUUCUACGCACGCAACAAUAUUAGAAUCCUUCAUCAAACACUUCAAAUCAAAGGAAUGAGAAUUAUGAUGACUUUCAGAGAUUUUAGAUGGAAAGUGAUCGUUUUUUUGACUGGUUUCAAAAUUUUACUAAUGAGCGUUACGGUGGAGAGUUUGCACGGAGGUGAAGGAUCCCAACUAAAUAUGUCUUAUAACCCAUUCUUGGAUUACAUAGUAAUUAUGGGAGUUUCUAAUAAUUUCGCUGAUGAACAAAACAUGACUCAAAAAGUACUGGAAAGUAAUCUCAUCCAAGAGUUGCUGCCAGUUGAAGUAUUGAAAACUGAUCCACUUUUCAACUGGGAGUUCACAACAGUGAUUUGUGUAGAAGCAGAGAUUGCUAGACACUUGAGUGAGUUUCCAACCCAUCUACCAAUAUUAGACCAAGCUCUUGAAUUAUGGAGAGCACAGAACCGUGAUGCAAUACUUGGCAACAAUAUUGAAAAACUCUCCAAGCGUGAUACAAAGCUCGGAAACCGUGAUACAAAACUCGGAAACCAUGUUGCAAAUUCACAAACAGACUCAGUCGCGGAUGAGAUUCUUCAGGCCACACUCACUGAAAGAAAUGUUGAAUUGGACUUGGAAGAAUUUCAAAAUCUCGCUAAUAUAAUAAAUUGUAAAAUUAUUUUGGAGUAUUUGUACAUGCAGUUUCCAAUUGCUAAGAGAAUGCUGUUUGCGAAGAUAUCGAGCUAUUUUGAGAGUGGCCAAUUAAAGGACUUUGUUGAUUUGAAUACCAUGUAGUCACAAGAACUGAUUCGAAUAAUUUCAAGUCCUGUUACAAUUAUUAGAGAAUAUUUCUGUUUUUAUUUAUCAAAAUCCAAGGAAAUGGGUAAUAAAUUAUUUAUAGAGAAAGUAGCAUGCGAUUAAUG
Messenger RNA from Nilaparvata lugens (brown planthopper), 966 nucleotides. RefSeq lists its product as uncharacterized. The record is from RefSeq and is a predicted model, not a curated record. The coding region runs from base 119 to 838 and encodes 239 amino acids. The transcript is spliced from 2 exons. NCBI's taxonomy places the organism in Eukaryota, Metazoa, Arthropoda, Insecta, Hemiptera, Delphacidae.